AUGUCUAUCCACUAUAUCACCACAUGGGAGUUCCCAGCCGACCCCGAGGCCGUCCCCCUCUCGACUGCGCAGCACCUCCUGGAGAGUCAAGGGCGAAUCAAUCGCCUUGCCGCCGAACAGGAUCUCGAGAUCCUUGAUAUCCAGGCCGAACUGGAACGAGUAAAGGCCGACUUGGAGAUGCUCAAGGCCAAGCGCAACACGGGCGAAUGGCUUACUAUCGCCGUCUUGGUGCUCAUCAUUGGCAUCAUGUUUGCCGGCAAGAGAUUCUGA
Molecule: messenger RNA, 270 nt
Organism: Fusarium pseudograminearum CS3096
Lineage: Eukaryota; Fungi; Ascomycota; Sordariomycetes; Hypocreales; Nectriaceae
Exons: 1
Coding region: 1-270 (89 amino acids)
Source: RefSeq, a predicted model, not a curated record